Messenger RNA from Aspergillus versicolor CBS 583.65, 3652 nucleotides. RefSeq names its product sulfatase domain protein. The transcript has 3 exons. The record is from RefSeq and is a predicted model, not a curated record. NCBI's taxonomy places the organism in Eukaryota, Fungi, Ascomycota, Eurotiomycetes, Eurotiales, Aspergillaceae. Gene Ontology annotation, molecular function: arylsulfatase activity. The coding region runs from base 485 to 3376 and encodes 963 amino acids.
CGUAGCCUCUCGUUGCAUGAUGUGUAGUUUGGGAGUUUGGGUUGCACGCCCCUGUGUUCCCUGUCACCUGUCCCACGAUUGUACAUUUGCCCUGCUUCUGCUGGACCCAGACGACACGCGGUCGCCAAUCACGGACUUGGCACCAGGGUCCAGUCACUGCAGUUCACUGGGGCAAUUCACGCCUUAGUAAGAAGCUGGCUUAGCUAACUCGCCGUCAUUGGGGCCAAAUGCUCAAACAGGCUUCUCUGCCGUUGGUCGUCGUCGGGCAACUCCACGUUAGCACGCUAAUCCGAUGCGCCUCCUUUGUGGAGACUUACUGUGUUCACCGUCCAACUUCGCUCUUUUCACUCCUCCAUCGCUGACACCUCUUUUUUCUGUCUUUUCCUCCCUCCUCUCUCCCUCAUUCUUAGCCCUCCAUCUCUUAAUCUCUCGCCACUCGAGUAUGUGCCGGCCUCGCUGAUCCGGCCGUGCGACGACGACCACGAUGAAAACCGUACAGAACUUCAAGCUCUACCGCCAAUGCACCUCCAUCUGGAGCCGUAUGCGGUCGUCGCCUGCCGCGUUCUUUGACGUAUUCUGGGACUGGACGCGACGAUUCUUCUUUACUCUCGCCUUCUUCGCUCUCUUCUCCGCCAAAAACCUCCACCUCUAUGCCCAUUUACACUCCCUUCCUCCCGAAAAGUUCUUCCUCUGGGGCAUCACUUUCUUCACCCAAGAUGUCGCGUGCACAAUCCUCGUCCGCAAUCUCACGCAAAAGUUCCCAUGGCGGUGGCUGGACGCCCUCGCGGCGCUGGUCGUCAUUCCGUUCAGUCUGGUAAUGUCUGGAAUGGCCUCCGCCAACAUUUCGUUCUACGUCACAGCCGGCGCCGAAAUCAACUGGCGACAAGCCAAGACCUUCCACCGCGAUGCCGCUGCCAUCAGAACAUUGCUAACCGGCCUGACUGGCUUUCUGAUCGUCGAGGCGAUCAUGACCGUCGUCGCCUGGUUCCUCGCCCCCUACGUCCACCGACUCGUCGGCGGGAUUCUGCACAUUCUCGCUGAACCGUUCAGGAUUCUGUUUAGACCGGUAUACAAUUUCUUCUCUAGACACGUGGGCUCUCGUAUUCGACACGUCCGAUUGCGGAGCGAGCAGCCUCUGCCCGACCCUGAGAUCUACGAGCAGAUCGCGGUCGAGGAUUACAAUGAAUACAAGAGCGAUGACGAGGAGGGAGCUGCUCUGUUGAACAAUGGCAGUACCAGCGGGACCAGCAGCAGUUAUACUGCCCCGAGGCGCCCGACGCAGCAGCAACGGAUCACUCUUGGAAAGCGGUUGCUGGUUUGGUUGCCGUUUGUCUCCUUCGUCAUUCUUCGCUGUUUCCGACCCUCGUAUCCCUCAUUUAUCUUUCUCUCCGGGGCGCUGCCCUUGACGCCGUUCGCUGGAAUGAACCGGCCGACACUGGGACAGCAAGCCGGAUUUAUCCCCGACUACUCCUGGCUGGAAGGCAAGACCGCGCUCACUGACCCGCCUAAAUUUGACUGGAUGCCAGAAGACAGACUUCCUGGGUUCGAGGAUUGGCAUUAUGAUAGCCCGCAUUAUAUGGCGUCGAAAGAUCCGCUGCAUAUUUCAAACCUCCAGGCGCCGGUGCUGGACGAACUCAAGGAUGUUUUGGCCAGCGGCGGCGUGAAUAUCAAACACAUUAUCCUGCUAAAGUUGGAGAGUACCAGGGGGGACGUUUUCCCUCUUCGCAAUGGCUCUUUUAUCCAUGAGAAGAUCAAGGACUCCUUCAACGGCAAAGAAAUGCCCGAGAGCGCCGUCAAGACCGUGGCCAAUCUCACGCGCACCGCCGAGUAUCUGACUGGCUUCGAUUCUGGGUUCGACCAGUACCGUGAGGGACCACGAAAGAAGUACGGUGGAAUCAGUGCGAGAAACGGUUUCACCACGGGAACGUAUACCAUCAAGAGUGUGGCCGGAACGGUGUGCGGGAUCUCGCCGCUCGUGGCCGACUUCAAUAAGGAAUGGAAAUACCAUCUCUACAACCCCUGCAUGCCGCACGUAGUCGGCGCCCUCAGCGCGCAGAAGGAUGUCUCGAGCAAUGCGACCGACUAUCGCUCAUGGCCGUGGCAGUCAAUCUGGAUGCAAUCCGUCACGGACACUUACGAUCAUCAGAACAGAUUAACCCCCAUGCUGGGCUUCGACGAUAUUUACACUAGGGAGCGCAUCGAGAAGCCUUCCGCGAAGCAUUAUCCUCUGAAACACAAGGAGGUCAACUACUACGGAUAUCCGGAUACGGAGCUGCGAGAGUACAUCCGUGACGCGUUUGACGAGGCGAAGGAGAAGAACAACCGUGUUUUCCUAACGCAUCUAACUGGGACGACGCAUCACCCGUGGGGUAUGCCCAACGAUGCGUACGAGAAUAUCAUGGGCCCGUCAUUCAAGGGGAAGAACAACGACAUGAACCGGUACUUGAACACGAUCGGGUUUGGCGACCGGUGGAUUGCCGAGAUCCUGGACAUCCUGGAAGAGAAAGGCGUUCGCAAUGAGACCUUGGUCGUCAUGGCUGGUGACCACGGCCUCUCUCUUCCCAAUGACGGCGGAAUCACCCCAUACAGCAACCCGCACGUCGGUAGUUUCCACGUCCCCAUCGUCCUCGCACACCCUCAACUCCCUGCGGUCGAGGUCAAAGAUCCGGUCAUCUCGCUGCAAAUCGUCCCGACCAUCAUCGAUCUCCUGAUCGAGUCCAACUCGCUCAGUGCAAACGGCACCAAUGCUGCCAAGGAUAUCCGCGGCCUCUACGAAGGGCAGUCGCUCAUCCGCCCGCUGUACCAGGAGGCCAACGGCAUGCAAGACUGGCAAUUCAGCGUGAUGAACACCGGCGGGUCGUGGCUCGCAGUCCGCUCCGCCAACAGACCCGCGUGGCGGAUUGUAAUCCCGCUCAUUGACGAUGUCGAGUGGCGAUUCACCGACGUUGAGCGCGAUCCGCAGGAAGAAAAUCCCAUCACCAGCUUUAGCUUUUACGACCUAAUGGACGCGCUGUGGCAUGAGUACGGUGAUGAUAAAAAGAAGAAACAUAAGCAUGAAGACGAAGACGGAGACGACGAUCUAGACGAGCGCGAUGCUUUUGCAUUCCCUCACCCACCGCCACCACCACCACCACCACCUCCUCCUCCACACCAUCCUCACCACCGUCCGGGCGACGGUCAUGGACCUCCUCCCCCUCCACCACCGCCUCCGGUCACCAUCUCGCCCAGUCAUCCCCGACCAGACCGAGGUGAGCCCGACGUUGUCCGCUGGGCGCGCGAUGCCGCACACAUGACGGAGUGGUGGAUUGCCGACAACCACCGCCGGUAUCAAUAUGAAAAGCCCAGCGACAAACCGAAAGAUAAGCGUCACUUAUAAUCCAUCAACCCACCUACUUUAAUCCUCUAUUUCCUUUCCGAACUCACCGACAUCCGAACCCACUUAUACCUUCGCCUAAUCCACCUCAAACACCUCAAACACCAUAAACCACCGCAAUCGACAGGAUGAAUCUGUUGGAUAUUCCCCACUGUCGAAUGUAAAUUACGACGUGUUGACAUUUUCUACCGUGGCAUAUUGUUUACCAUCUACUAUUUAUUCUCAAGCAUAGCAUGGCAUCGUUGAUUUGUACAUAAUGAAACGCGUUCCGAUCCUGAU